GGGGCCCUUUGCUCUCCUCUGCACGCCUCCUGGAGCCGGGGUGCCUGCUCGGCGCGGAGCCGCUAGCUCCCGAGCCGCGCCGCUGGUAGCGGUCGGUGAAAGGCCAGCUCGCCUGACCCUCUUCGUUUCUUUCCCCGGAGCAGGCCCCCGGAGCGGAGCCGGAGAUGCUCAUGCACAUGGAUCAGAAGGAGGAACUGCGGUUGUCCCGUCCCCGCUCCUGCGAAGGGAAGAGUGCUCUGAGCGGCACCUCAGGUUGUCUCAUCUCCAGCACUAACCAGCAACACCGCCUGCAAUGGAGAGCGCAGAGAGGCGAGAAAGGGAAAUGUUGCUCUAUGAGGAAACAGAAGAUGAUAAUGUCAGUCCCACUGACCUUUCAGAGCUGCUGAAGGAGGGGACUAAGGAAUCCCAUGACCUUGCGGAGAACACCCAGUUUGUCAAAGACUUCCUGAAAGGACGGAUCAAAGAGGAGCUCUUCAAGCUGGCCACUGUGGCACUUUACUUCACGUACUCUGCUCUGGAAGAGGAAAUGGAUCGCAACAAGGACAACCCGGUCUUUGCUGCUCUGUACUUCCCCCUAGAGCUUCACCGGAAAGAAGCAUUGAUCAAAGACCUGCAAUAUUUCUAUGGAGAAGACUGGGAAGAGAAGAUCCAGUGUUCAGAGGCAACUCAGCAGUAUGUGGACAGAAUCCAUCAUGUGGGACAGAACGAGCCAGAGCUGCUAGUGGCUCACGCUUACACACGCUAUAUGGGGGACCUCUCGGGUGGCCAAGUGCUGAAGAAGGUAGCCCAGAGAGCCCUCAAGUUGCCCAGUACUGAGGAAGGGAUCCAGUUCUAUGUGUUUGGUAACAUCUCCAAUGCGCAGCAGUUCAAGCAGCUCUACAGGGCAAGGAUGAACGCUUUGGACUUGGACAAGACCACCAAAGAAAGGAUUGUGGACGAAGCCAACCGAGCCUUCAGAUUUAACAUGCAGGUGUUUGAUGAACUGGACAAGAUUGGCAAGUCACUGGCAGAAGCCCAAGAUGGAGGCCUUCCAGUCCAUGAUGGAAAAGGAGACCUGCGCAAAUGCCCUUACUAUGCAGACAAGCUUGCAGGUAAGGCAGGACCCAGCUGUCCCUACCAUAGCACCGUGGCCCUGGCAAAGCAGCCCCUGGUGCAGCUGAUGCUGGCUGCCUGCGUUGCGGUGCUGGCAGGAGCUGCAGCCUGGUACAUGAUGUGAUGGGAGCAGUGGCUUGUGGCUCCGCUCAUGGGAAGGGGAGAGACAGACAUCCUUUUCCAGCUGUUCCCUUGCCACUGCUGUUGCCUGCAUGGUGGAAGCAAGAAAAUAAACAGGAAUCUUGUGGGACUGUUGAA
Neopsephotus bourkii (Bourke's parrot) is the source of this 1350-nucleotide messenger RNA. RefSeq names its product heme oxygenase 2 (gene HMOX2). Lineage: Eukaryota; Metazoa; Chordata; Aves; Psittaciformes; Psittacidae. Gene Ontology annotation, biological process: response to oxidative stress; heme oxidation; heme catabolic process. Gene Ontology annotation, molecular function: heme binding; heme oxygenase (decyclizing) activity. Bases 293 to 1216 code for a protein of 307 amino acids. The transcript has 6 exons. The record is from RefSeq and is a predicted model, not a curated record.